AUCUAAAGAUACUUUCAGACUCUUGAAUUAAACCAUCUAAUCAUAAAUGGAUAGUCCGGGAGCGCUCUGCAAAGGAGGAUGCGGUUUUUAUGGCAGCUCAGUGACGGAUGGAUACUGCUCGCUGUGCUACAAAGAGGAACUCAGAAAGAAUCUUCAUUUACAAAACAGGCAGUCUUCUAAUGUUGCCUCACCUUCAGAAUGUAAAAAUGAAAAUAGAACAAAUCGAGCAUAUGCACUGGAUUUGUCGAAAAAUUACGGCCUUAAUGAUAGCGAUGUCGCAGAAUCAUCAUCUUUGAACUUGACCUUCGGAGAUGUUAGAAUAAAUUUGAACGACAUUUUCAAUGAAGAGUUGUCAAAUGACGAAGAGCCUGACAAUAAAGAAGACACUGAAUCUUCAAACGCCAGAAACAAGGCAGAAAAUGUGGCAUCUAAGACAUUUAAAAGAAACAAGUGCCAAGUCUGCAAGAAAAGAGUGGGACUGACUGGUUUUGACUGCAGAUGUGGGGGGCUGUUCUGCGGUCUGCACCGAUACUCGGACACACAUGGUUGCACCUUCAAUUACGUGACCCAAGCUCAGAAAGAAAAAGAAAAACCCAAAAAUUGAAAAACAAAAAAUUGAUAAAAUUUAGCAUUCUUUACAUGAAAGUGUACAAAUAAAUUGUGUACAUGUCUUUAAAUCUAUCAACUUUGAUCUGUAUUUGUAUAUGAAAUGUAAAUAAACUGAUUAUAGUUAGAAAUGUGUUGUUAGUUUAAUAUUUUGAAAUAUAUUAAAACAAUAUAAUAAUUACUAAUCUAUUAAAUUAAAAUCACAACUAACAUUGCGGCAACAAAUGAAAACUCAAUAGCUAUGUAACAAGAUUUGAAGUGCGUCGAGAAUUUUUUUUGACAUUCAACAACGUGAACGAUCAUGCCAGGUAAACGUUUCAAAUUUUACUUGGCAUUAUUGGGCACCAUUCUUUGUUUGUGGUUGUGAAAUGUUUAAAUCGAAGCGUUGCAAAUAACAUAGCAUACGUACAAGGAAACUACUACAUUUUUUGAAAAGCUUAUAAAUUUUGUAAAUUUGAAUUAAAUUGUAUGAAAAACUAUUUUUAAGUUAAUUCGCGUUAAUAAAAAAAAUUUUUUUUAAAUAUAAUCCAGACGUCUUCCGUUUUAAAUACAUUAUAUUUAGUCAAAAACAUUUAUUCAACCAGAUAUUUCGUUUCAAGUAUAAAUGUUUAUUGUUUACAUUGAAUGUGAAUUUGAAUGUAUAUAUUCGCAACUUUGUAUUUCGUGGUAGUUUCAUAUGGGAGUGAACGAAUUUGUACUGGAUAUUCCCAUCUAUCAUUAACGUUUCGUUCCUUUGUACUAACCUCAAAAUUAUUUCAACUCUUUAUGCACAAAAUAUAGCUUGCAAAUUUAGUUAAUUAAGUUGGUCUGCGUAUUUCUAAAUUAGCAAAUUAAUUUAAUAUCAUCUAUCAAUACAUCACUUAUGAUCGUUAUUAUGCAAAUUUUUUUUAAUUAGCCUGCAAAGCAUUUCAUUUCAUUAAUACUACAAUCGUUGGACUUAGUAUUUCAAAAUUAGCAAAUUUUUUUACUAUCAUUCGAUAUUUUUGAUGAAAAUGCAAAUCUCAGGAUUAUAAAAUUCAUUGUUAGUUCUCCUUAUAAUUACAAUA
Messenger RNA from Helobdella robusta, 1652 nucleotides. RefSeq lists its product as hypothetical. Gene Ontology annotation, molecular function: zinc ion binding; DNA binding. The coding region runs from base 47 to 604 and encodes 185 amino acids. NCBI's taxonomy places the organism in Eukaryota, Metazoa, Annelida, Clitellata, Rhynchobdellida, Glossiphoniidae. The record is from RefSeq and is a predicted model, not a curated record. The transcript has 2 exons.